Rattus rattus (black rat) is the source of this 2254-nucleotide messenger RNA. It is a transcript of the gene Stum, whose product is annotated as stum, mechanosensory transduction mediator homolog. The record is from RefSeq and is a predicted model, not a curated record. The transcript has 4 exons. The coding region runs from base 169 to 594 and encodes 141 amino acids. NCBI's taxonomy places the organism in Eukaryota, Metazoa, Chordata, Mammalia, Rodentia, Muridae.
UGGGGGCGUGGAGCGCGGGAGGGCGGGCUUCUCCGCCAGCCUCACAGCACCCGGAGCGCACUGGCCUCCUGAGAAGGGCGCAUUGCGCGCAGCCCGGAGCCCGCAGCCGGCCGUCGUCUGCCCUGGUGCCCUGGGCGGCUGCCGGGUUCCUGGAGAGCGCGUCCAGCCAUGGAGCCUUUGCACAAAGACGCUGAGACGGCGGCGGCGGCGGCGGCAGUGGCAGCGGCAGAUCCCCGGGGGGCAUCGUCGUCCAGUGGGGUGGUCGUGCAGGUUCGCGAGAAGAAGGGACCCCUGCGUGCCGCCAUCCCCUACAUGCCCUUCCCGGUGGCUGUCAUCUGUCUCUUCCUCAACACUUUCGUGCCGGGAUUGGGAACAUUCGUCUCGGCCUUCACUGUGCUGUGUGGGGCACGCACCGACCUCCCGGACAGGCACGUGUGCUGCGUCUUCUGGCUGAAUAUCGCCGCGGCCCUCAUUCAGGUGCUCACGGCCAUCGUCAUGGUGGGCUGGAUCAUGAGCAUCUUCUGGGGCAUGGAUAUGGUCAUCCUUGCCAUCUCCCAAGGGUACAAGGAUCAGGCUAUCCCACAACAGCUGUGAGCUUACAGGACCUGCCGGGAAAGUCCAGGGUCCCGUGAGGGCUGCGCCAGGAGGCUCCGGGCACAAGGACCUUCACAUAUUCUCUUCUGCCAUUUCUCAGAUUGGAGUAGAGAGGGAGUACUUACAAAAUAUUAUUUAUUUUGGAAAACACACCUGCUUUUCUUAGCAGGCUCCGAGGCUGACUUCUCUCCCUGUCCCAGAGUGCACGGGAGGAACAGGCGGAGAGCAUCGGGACUGGGUUAGAGGCGGGAUAGCGACCCGGUGCAAGGGAUGCUGGGUAUGCUUAUUUACCUGCAUACUGAACAGGCACCCGGACCUGCCAGGCUGGGCUGCUGUAGGUCCCGUGCAGGUGACCAGUCACUCUCCCAGGCGUCGGGACUUCAUGGAACACUUACUUCCUCUGUGUCCUCACGCCCUGCUCAACCAUGUGGUUCCCUGUGUUUGCUCUGUGGUCUCCCAGGGAGUGUAUCAGAGUCGGGGUUGCCAGUGUGGAAAGGCCAGGUGAUAGCCCAGUGUGGAAAAGUCCUUGGGUGCCCCUCUCCCCCCAUGAAAUCUGUUGAUACCCCAGCGUUUGAGUUGCUGGGUGUGUAUGUGACUUUGUGACCUGCCUUGGGGGUGGCAUCCACUCCACUUCUGGGGUGUCACUGCUAGUAUUCGGAUGUUUAUGUGCAAAAUGACCAGACUGAGUUAUGAAUGGCUGCAGACCAGCAGCCUUCUUGGAAACAUUUAUUACCGUGUCUGGUCCCUCGCCGUCUCUGGAUCCCCUCUCCCUUUUUUUCUGAUAUCCACGUGUUUCUGAAUCCAGAUGGUUUGUUUUGAGGAAGAGGAUGGCAUCCAUUCAUUAGUGUUUCCUGACAUCCCAGCGGAGUCUGGGCUCUCCCCACCCCCAACGCCACACAUGUGGAUAUCACCAGAGAACCCUGUGAACGGUCAGAUGUGUUGAGACUCAAGUCCUGAGGGACAUUGGAGACUGGACUGCACUUGAACCGUGAGACCUGCAGAGUGACAUCAUGAAGUUGGGGACUUUGACCUGAAAUUCAAACUUGCUGCAAGAAGACAGUUGUCGGCAUGGCGGUACCCCCUUUAAGCAGCAAACCUGGGACUGAUCAGUACAGAGCUUGAUCCUUACUAGGCAGAGAAAGCAACAGAAAGUGUGAAGGCACCCAUCUGAAAUUAAGAGAAAGGCGGACCCAAACUGAUGGCAGUGGGGUGGCUAAUUAUAUCUCUCUCCAUUCUCAUUCUAACGUAGGAAGCGCUAACAUGUGGGACAGGCCCAGGGCUCAGUUCCCGGUCACACUGGCCUUGAGCCACCAGUGAGUCCCUCUUGGAGAAUCUCUUAUCAUCUGCCUGAGGCUCUGUCGAAGUGUGGAAAGGAGCCGUCCACUUUCUGCCUUGGCGGAUGGAGGCUCUUGAAAAGCAGCUCCCGUUUCACUGGGGUUCCGGCCUCCUGCCAGUCUUCUUAAUUGCAGUCCUUGGAAGCCGGCCCCCAACUGGACAGCUCCUGACAUCAGGAAGAGAUAUUGUAGUCCCAUGAAGUACUCACUCCUGGCCCUGACUCUGGGCUGGCUUGCCUCUCCUAUCCUGUGUCUACCCAUGAGUUUCUUCCAUGGCUGUGUGGGAUCCAGUUGUACCUUUGGAACGCCUGCCAGGGGCCCAUUUC